GGGCGUCCGACGUCGAGCGGAAGUGACGUAGGACGGCCUCCGGAGGUAUAUUUGGUGGGUUGCGCGGCUGGGCCUCAGAGUAGACUGGUGUCUGCGGCCAGGAAGAGAGCGCGAUGUCUAUCGAAAUCGAGUCCUCGGAUGUGAUCCGUCUUAUCAUGCAGUACCUGAAGGAGAACAGUUUACACCGGGCACUAGCCACCUUACAGGAAGAGACUACGGUGUCUCUGAAUACCGUGGACAGCAUUGAGAGUUUCGUGGCUGACAUUAAUAGUGGCCACUGGGACACAGUUUUACAGGCUAUACAGUCUCUGAAAUUGCCAGACAAAACCCUCAUUGACCUCUAUGAACAGGUUGUUCUGGAAUUGAUAGAACUCCGUGAAUUGGGGGCUGCCAGGUCCCUUCUGAGACAAACGGACCCUAUGAUCAUGUUAAAACAAACGCAGCCAGAGCGGUAUAUUCAUCUGGAGAACCUCUUGGCCAGGUCUUAUUUUGAUCCUCGUGAGGCAUACCCAGAUGGAAGUAGCAAAGAGAAGAGAAGAGCAGCAAUUGCUCAGGCCUUAGCUGGGGAAGUCAGUGUGGUGCCUCCAUCUCGUCUCAUGGCAUUGCUGGGGCAGGCGCUGAAGUGGCAGCAGCACCAGGGGUUGCUUCCUCCUGGCAUGACCAUAGAUUUGUUCCGAGGCAAAGCAGCUGUCAAAGAUGUGGAAGAAGAAAAGUUUCCUACACAGCUGAGCAGGCAUAUUAAGUUUGGUCAGAAGUCACAUGUGGAGUGUGCUCGAUUUUCUCCAGAUGGUCAGUAUUUGGUCACUGGGUCUGUUGAUGGAUUCAUCGAAGUAUGGAACUUCACAACUGGAAAAAUCAGGAAGGAUCUUAAGUACCAGGCCCAGGAUAACUUUAUGAUGAUGGAUGAUGCUGUUCUCUGCAUGUGUUUCAGCAGAGAUACGGAAAUGUUAGCAACUGGGGCUCAAGAUGGAAAAAUCAAGGUUUGGAAAAUUCAGAGUGGACAGUGUUUAAGGAGAUUUGAAAGGGCACACAGUAAAGGUGUCACCUGUCUAAGCUUUUCUAAGGAUAGCAGUCAGAUCCUCAGCGCCUCUUUUGACCAGACAAUUAGAAUUCAUGGUUUAAAAUCUGGGAAGACCCUGAAGGAAUUUCGUGGCCAUUCUUCCUUUGUUAACGAAGCAACAUUUACACAAGAUGGACAUUAUAUUAUUAGUGCAUCCUCUGAUGGCACUGUAAAGAUAUGGAAUAUGAAGACCACAGAAUGUUCAAAUACCUUUAAAUCCCUGGGCAGCACUGCAGGGACAGACAUCACUGUCAACAGUGUGAUCCUGCUUCCUAAAAACCCAGAGCACUUUGUGGUGUGCAACAGAUCAAACACAGUGGUCAUCAUGAACAUGCAAGGGCAGAUUGUCAGAAGCUUCAGCUCUGGUAAGAGAGAAGGUGGUGACUUUGUUUGCUGCGCUCUCUCUCCCCGUGGUGAAUGGAUUUACUGUGUGGGAGAGGACUUUGUGCUCUACUGUUUUAGCACAGUCACUGGCAAACUGGAGAGAACUCUGACAGUUCAUGAAAAGGAUGUGAUUGGUAUUGCACAUCACCCCCAUCAGAACCUGAUUGCUACCUACAGUGAAGAUGGACUCCUAAAACUCUGGAAACCCUAAUUAGACUUUUUUCUUUAAACUAGCCUGAGAGCAUGUACUUCAAUGAAGACAUAUUCAUGUGUUGCUUUUUUUUUUUUGCCAGUUUCUCUGACUAACUUGUCUGAAUUAGGCACAAGAAUAAUUUUGUGAAGGUUCAUGUUUAAGUUAGCAGUUACCCUUUUUAUACAUUUUUAAGGUAUUCAUUUAUCUUUCUAAUUGGGGCAGUCACUUAAUGUUUUCAAUUAUCUUUUACCUGGAGAGUGAAAUAAUUGAUAGUUCUAAAAAAAAUUAUAAUCCUUUGAUUAUUGCAAUCCUGAUUAAAAUGUGC
Messenger RNA from Myotis daubentonii (Daubenton's bat), 1962 nucleotides. RefSeq names its product SMU1 DNA replication regulator and spliceosomal factor (gene SMU1). The record is from RefSeq and is a predicted model, not a curated record. Lineage: Eukaryota; Metazoa; Chordata; Mammalia; Chiroptera; Vespertilionidae. Gene Ontology annotation, molecular function: protein binding. Gene Ontology annotation, biological process: mRNA splicing, via spliceosome.